AUGAAUCCCCCGAUUGUAUAUGACACAACUGAUGCCAUAAACUAUAUGAGGGAAGUUAGGGAGACUUACCUAGAUCGAAAGGAGAAGUAUGAUACGUUCAUUGCCCUUAUGAGGGAGUACAAAGAUAAAAGGGUUGACAAUCUAGGCAUCAUUGGGGGAUUAACGGAAUUGUUUGUAGGGCAUCCGAACUUGCUUCUUGGUUUCAAUAAGUUUUUGCCACGAGAGUUUGAAAUCACCCUAGAUGAUGAAGUAGAGGUUGCCCCUGAUGAGACAACGAAGGAUUUUGAGGAGGCUCUAGGUUUCAUCGAGAAAGUAAAGAAGCGUUUCGAAAGCAACCACCUUGUCUACACUUCUUUUCUAGACCAUUUGCAUGCGUUUAAGUAUGGAGGCAAGAGCGUUGAUGAAGUCUACCGUGAGAAGCAUUUUAGAAUCAACCACCAUGUCUACACUUCUUUUUGGGACCAUUUGGAUGCGUAUAAGGACGUAAGUAAGAGCAUUUAUGAGGUCUACCAAGAGGUUGCGUCGCUUUUCAAGGACCACCCAGAUAUGUUGGUCAAGUUCACCGAAUAG
Messenger RNA from Oldenlandia corymbosa var. corymbosa, 570 nucleotides. The record is from the annotation of a GenBank genome assembly. Lineage: Eukaryota; Viridiplantae; Streptophyta; Magnoliopsida; Gentianales; Rubiaceae.